ACAAGGUAACCAUCAAUCACGCGUUGAGCUCCAAAGAUGGCCGAGAUCCAGGCCAAGCUGCAGUCCCUUUCCGAGGAGUAUCAAAAGCUCCAGCAGGAUCUCCAAAACACAGUGGCUUCACGCCAGAAGCUGGAGGGCCAGAGACAAGAAAACCUCGGAGUGCAAAAGGAAUUCGAAAACAUUGGCGAGGAUGAGACCAUCUACAAGCUUGUGGGACCAGUCUUGCUGAAGCAGGAAAAGUUCGAGGCAGAGAGCACCGUCAAGGGUCGACUGGACUUUAUCGGAGGCGAAAUUACAAGAUUAGAGGGCCAGAUCAAGGACACGCAGGAGAACAUUGAGAAGAAGAAGACUGAGAUUAUCCAGAUUCAGGCAGGGGCCCAAGGGGCCAUUAGCGCACAGUAGAUAACGAGACAAAUAAAUCAAAUGAAAAGAUAGCUUGGCAUCGUAUCCAAGAAUUUCACCG
This is a messenger RNA of Trichoderma harzianum CBS 226.95, 463 nucleotides long. RefSeq lists its product as hypothetical. Gene Ontology annotation, cellular component: prefoldin complex; cytoplasm. Gene Ontology annotation, biological process: protein folding; chaperone-mediated protein complex assembly. The transcript is spliced from 4 exons. NCBI's taxonomy places the organism in Eukaryota, Fungi, Ascomycota, Sordariomycetes, Hypocreales, Hypocreaceae. The record is from RefSeq and is a predicted model, not a curated record. The coding region runs from base 37 to 402 and encodes 121 amino acids. Gene Ontology annotation, molecular function: protein-folding chaperone binding.